GUUAUGUAGAACAACUAUUAUGAAUCACUAUUUCAUAACAAAUUGCCAAUUAGUUUAACUGUAAUUAAUUUAAAAUAAAAUACUUGAAAAGUGUACUUCUCAUUGAAGUGGGAUACUGAUUAUUUAAUUUGUUUAGUUCUACGGUCAAAAAAAUUACAAUUAGUGAGAAAUUUCCUAAUGCCAAUGACUUCUCAAAAAACUGUCCACAUCUAACAACAAGUUUGAAACUCUAUGGGUCGAUUUACAGAAAGCGAAAUUAAGACUUAAUUCCGAAUUAAACUAAUUCGAAUUAAGUUGCUAUUUAUUCUAGGGUUACCAUUUAAAAAAUGCAUUGACAAAAGUCAAGUUAUUCUCGAAUUAAAAUUUGAUUGCAAUUAAAAUGUUCUGUAAACCGGCUCUACAUUUUAUACAUAAUAACUAUGAGUGACGUUGCACUGAUUUAUAUAAUACUAUUUAAGGUUUUAAUAAUUUAUUCCGACUCUUGUUGGUUGUUUACAUUUGUGAAAAACAGUUUAGCUAAUAAAUAAUGGGUGCUCGAUUUUCCUUUGAUUUAAAAUGUGUACUAUUGUACAUAUCUGUGCUUUUGUUGUUAGUCUUUCUUUUAAAAUACGUGUGGAAUAAACGAUUUUUGUAUUACUAUGGUUCAAAAAUUAGUGGUCCUUUUGCCUUACCUUUGAUCGGAAGUGCGUACUAUUUUACAGGAGGAGCAAAAGUUUUGUACGAUAAACUCUGGCAAAUAUGUGAAAAAUAUCAACCCUUAGCUAAAAUUUGGUUAGGCCCUCAUUUGAUGGUAAUUCCAUCACAUCCAAAAGAUGUUGAAUACUUGUUACACAAUUUUGUAAGUAAAGGACAAUUAUACGAAUAUAUAACUCCAUUAUUUGGACAUGGAUUAUUAACGGGAACUGUUGAAAAAUGGAAGGAUCACAGAAAACUAAUCAAUGCUAGUUUUAAUUCAAAAAUUUUAAAUUCUUUUAUCGAUAUUUUCGUCACACAUGCAAAGAGUUCGUUAGAUGUGUUUAAGGAGUUUUGUGGGAAAGGACAAGUCGAUAUAUUACCAGUUUUCUUGCGAAUUAAUAUUGAUGGAAUUUGUGAAACUGCAAUGGGAGUAAAACCUGGCACUUUGAGCGAUAGAUAUGAUUAUUUGGAUUGGAUGAUGAGGGCUGAACAUCUAAUAAUGGUUCGAAUGUUUCGACCAUGGCUUUAUCCCGAUUUCAUUUGGAAAAAUACUAAUAUGGGCAAAGAACAAAAACAACUUUGCAAAAAGUCUUGGAAAUUUAUUGCAAACAUCAUUAAACAAAAGAGGGGCGAAAAGAUAAACACACUUCAUAACGAUUUAAAGAAAUUAUCUUUUCUGGAAUAUUUCAUUGAUUUGACCGACGAACAGCAAAAAUGGUGUGAAAAAGAGUUGAUAGAAGAAGCCCAAACAAUGGUAUUUACAGGAAGUGGCUCUUUGGCUAUAACAGAGUGUUAUGUACUCCUUAUGUUAGCCAUACAUCCAGAAAUUCAGGAAAAAAUAUACGAGGAGCUUCUUACAAUUUUUGGAAACUCUGAUCGAGAUUUAUGUUUCAAAGAUUUAAGCAAACUUUGUUAUCUUGAUCGUGUGAUAAAAGAAACGUUGAGACUAUUUCCCAUUGCGCCCUACAUUGCUCGUCUUCUUGAUUCAGAUAUACACAUGGAAAAGUAUGUGAUACCUAAAGGCACAUUUGCUCUAAUUCCAAUCACUUAUCUGCAAAGGAAUUCGAAUUUAUGGUCGGAACCUUUAAGGUUUGAUCCUGAUAGGUUUCUUCCCGAGCAGGUUGCGACAAGGGAGCGGUGUGUUUAUUUACCAUUCAGUUAUGGUUCAAGAAAUUGUAUAGGUCUAAAAUAUGCUGAAAUUUCUUUAAAGGCUACUCUUGCUACCAUACUGAGAAAGUACAAAGUAACGUCUUGUAUUUAUAAAAGUGUGGAAGAAAUUGAAUUCGAAUUUACAAUGUUUAUUAAACCCACAAGAGGUAGUUUUGUACAAAUAGAAGAAAGAAUAAGAUGAUUAGUGAUUUUGGACCGAACGGUUGGCAUUUUUGACGAGCGCGGAGCGCGAAAAGUGACAAGCGGUAUCCGGGGCAUUGUGGGUACGAUGGCGAGCUAGGCAGUUAGGCCCGAAAGUCCUAUUAAAUUAUAGCAGUUUAUUGCGAAUAAAUCGUGUUGUUUUGAAA
This is a messenger RNA of Tribolium castaneum (red flour beetle), 2192 nucleotides long. Its product is annotated as cytochrome P450 4C1. Gene Ontology annotation, molecular function: oxidoreductase activity, acting on paired donors, with incorporation or reduction of molecular oxygen; monooxygenase activity; iron ion binding. Lineage: Eukaryota; Metazoa; Arthropoda; Insecta; Coleoptera; Tenebrionidae. The transcript has 9 exons. The record is from RefSeq and is a predicted model, not a curated record. The coding region runs from base 527 to 2026 and encodes 499 amino acids.